Molecule: messenger RNA, 2147 nt
Organism: Somion occarium
Lineage: Eukaryota; Fungi; Basidiomycota; Agaricomycetes; Polyporales; Cerrenaceae
Source: the annotation of a GenBank genome assembly
AGUUGCUAUGCUCCUUGGUUCUGACUAUCAUGCAACAUGGCAGUCUCGUCCAAUCCUAAUAAUGGGCAGACCAUUACCCACAUUGUGAGCUUUAGAGACGCAGAAGGCGUCGUACGUUGCCCCACCCAUCAAGAACCUGCACUGAGCCUUGUGAGUAAGACUGCUACUAAUCCGAACCGUGGGUUCUACAAGUGUGGUCAUUCUCCGGAAAUCGAUCGCUGCAGGUUCUUCAAAUGGGCGGACGAUCCCUCCGUCGCAGAGCCACCGAAAGCCAAUACAUCGGAUGCAUCUGAGGAGGACUUGCCUGUGCAGUCGGUUGAAAAUGCUCGUCUCUCCACAAAGAGACCCUACCCAGGAAACGAAGAAGGUCCUUCAACCCCUAUGCCCAAGCGGAUCCAUACUACUCCAGGAUCGCAGUCGGAUCUCACUCCCGCCCAACGUGAAAAGCGACUUGCAGCUAUUCAAGCCGCGACGGGCCCGCAGAGUGGGGAGUCAAGCAGCCAGGAGUCCACAGAAACCCCAACUCGUCCCCCAAAACGCAAUGUAGCCGGCACAUUUGCACAGCCGCAAUUCCGCCCUCAUGGUAUUCAACAAGCCAUGGGUGAAAGGCAGGAUCAGACCCACGCCAUGGAUGCUGACGAAGAGGAACUCGCCUUCUGGGGAUCGUCAUCCCUUCACCAAAGCCAGGACGACGGCAGAAGUGAAGUUUCUGUUGCCCGUUACCUUUCCUCCGGUUCAUCCACUUCAAACCGGUUACCGGAUGGGGAAUCCGAGAUUGCUCCCGCCCAUGAAUCAGAAGAGCUCAUGCCUGACUUGUGUGCUAGUGAACCAGAGCCACGGAUCGGGUCUAUUUCGACCCCCCGAGGGCGUUCUACACAUGCACACUCUGGGAACGAACAGAGGGAACGGACCAUGUUGUUGACCCCGCCACCGAGUUCACAUCCGGAGCAUAAUGAGAGAUACGGGCAAGCUGCUCGCGUGUCUGAUGCUAGAUACACUCCCACUAAGUCGAAGGGUAAGGAACGAGAGAUACCCACCAGCGGUUCCCAAUGGCCGCCCAUUCAGUCGGACCCUGACAAUCUUUUCGACGACUCUUCAGAGACGAGCUCUUACUCUGACUCCGACGCCCCAGCUUUCACGGUUGCAAAGGGGGAUCCCAUUGCUCUACUCAGGGCUCUAAGCAAGAUCCCAGACCACCUCACGAGCCUAAAACAGAAGAAUAGGAAGGCAGUGAAGUGCAUCAAAAAGAAGAACCAGCGCAUUGCGGAGUUGGAGACUAGAAUGAGAACCCUGGAGGAUGAAUUGGAACGUGAGAGGCAGCAGAGGAUUUAAUUAUUCUCCACGCCUUUGGAUAACCGCCGGCAACAACUAGCGAUUGCGAUGAACUCAACUCCUGCGAUACCCCCCGAUAUCUCCCUUAUGAUCCCUCUUACUACGCCCAGCUUGCGGGAUCGUGCGACACCCCCUAACGAACUACGACACCAGACCUCUUCCCUUCUGCUCUAUUUAAUAUUUGCUUCUUCUGUAUACCAUGGCGGAUGGACUGACUCCCAACGGGUUGUAACGGAAUGUGCUACCACUGUGCCUCACCUAGCAAUUUGUAGUUACAAAGUCCUCGGACGACUACCUCGUGUAUUUUAGCUCACGUCUUUCCCGAAAUAUUCAACGCCACCGCUGUCUCGUGCAUUCACACCCCCGACUCCAUGGCUCUGGGUUGGCGGUUCGAUCUCAUGCGUGGCGACCUGGCCAUGUUUCAUGACGUCGACCGUUAAGUUGAGGAAUGCUUGGUUAUAAAAAGCCGCACUGUUGACAUAUUCGGGACAUGGCGGCGAGCAGAGCACCGUUAUCUAUCGGAACAAACAGCCUACUUGCAAUCCACAAGAACGAACAAGCCCCAAAACUAUGAGACGCGUUCUUCAUAUAGCACUCACAUUUUUCUAAACGUCGGCGGCGAACAUAAUAGGUCAAAGCAAAGGGAGAGGCCUUGAGGACCCAAAUUGAACGAAUAUGAGGUGAUGAUGGAUUUCGGGCAGGAGCAUAGCGCAAAGUAUCGUAUUACAGUGAGUACAACACUGGCAGAGCGUACUACUACGAAUUCAAAACGGAGGCCCGCAAACACAAUGAAUACAACACACCGACGGAAUCGG